AUGAUCGAAACCAAGGGCGAACGAGGAGGGGAACAACGGUUCUUAAUCCAGGAGGGGAGGACAGGAGCCAGAGAGGACUGGGGUCGCAGUCGACUUGACGGGCUAGAGGCAAGAGGGCCGCCAUUGCGGGAACAAUUCGGUCAACUCGAUCAUCUUGUGAGGCCCCUAGUUUCCCGUUGUGUUGCCGAUCAACAAGAAGCUGUCAAGCUUGGGGCAAGUAAGCGUGUGGAUAUCAACGAGGAACGAGAAGGCUUGGAUGCCAAGAAGCGCGAUACGGACGGAGGAACAUGGAUAAUUGGGGUAGGUUCAAAGUCUGAGAUGGCGGAGCGGAGUCUAUCACGGACAUGGGACUAG
Fusarium venenatum is the source of this 354-nucleotide messenger RNA. NCBI's taxonomy places the organism in Eukaryota, Fungi, Ascomycota, Sordariomycetes, Hypocreales, Nectriaceae. The record is from RefSeq and is a predicted model, not a curated record.